Molecule: messenger RNA, 817 nt
Organism: Topomyia yanbarensis
Lineage: Eukaryota; Metazoa; Arthropoda; Insecta; Diptera; Culicidae
Product: proteasome subunit beta type-2-like
Exons: 3
Coding region: 114-731 (205 amino acids)
Biological process (GO): proteasomal protein catabolic process
Cellular component (GO): cytosol; nucleus; proteasome core complex
Molecular function (GO): peptidase activity
Source: RefSeq, a predicted model, not a curated record
AAGACGACAGCUAGAAUUUUGUUUGUCAUCGCCGUAUCGCCCAACAGCGGUUUCUGAGCGUAGUUUAAUUUCGUUGUUCUCAAGUGAAAACCUUCUUUUUUUCGUCAUACACUAUGGAAACGUUAAUGGGAAUUCGUGGUCCGGACUUUGUGAUGCUAGCCGCCGAUAGUUCUCAUGCCCAUUCGAUUAUGGUCCUGAAGGAUGAUGAAACUAAAAUAUACAAGAUCUCCGACAACCUGAUGAUGGCCACGAUUGGCGAGGCGGGAGACCGAGUGCAAUUCACGGAAUACAUUAGCAAAAAUAUAUUGCUGUACAAGAUGCGCAAUGGUUACGAAUUGGGACCAAAAUCGGCAGCUCAUUUCACCAGGAAGAAUCUAGCCGAUUACCUGCGGUCUCGCACUCCGUAUCAGGUCAAUGUGCUCGUUGGCGGAUAUGAUGAAGCUGAUGGUGCCCAGUUGCACUACAUCGAUUAUUUGGCCAACUCGCUACCGGUGAAAUAUGCGGCUCAUGGUUAUGGAGGUCUGUUCGUAUCGAGUAUUCUAGAUAGGUACCAUCACGCAAAGAUAACACAGGACGAGGCGUAUGAAAUUCUAAAGAAGGGAGUAACUGAAAUUCAGAAGCGGCUCAUUAUCAAUCUUCCGAAUUUCAAAGUUUCCGUAAUUGAUAAGGAUGGAAUCAAGGAGCUGGCGGACAUCUCAGCUGACAGCUUGAAGCAACCGAUUGCGGCUUGAAGUUGUUAGCUUUAGGUGAUUUGAUUUUCUCUAACAUUGAAUACAUGAAAAACGAUUCGUUUAAAAAAAACCUACAGUCACUGCAU